Messenger RNA from Sceloporus undulatus (fence lizard), 6142 nucleotides. RefSeq names its product SH3 domain binding protein 4 (gene SH3BP4). Gene Ontology annotation, molecular function: protein binding. NCBI's taxonomy places the organism in Eukaryota, Metazoa, Chordata, Lepidosauria, Squamata, Phrynosomatidae. Bases 318 to 3206 code for a protein of 962 amino acids. The transcript is spliced from 5 exons. Gene Ontology annotation, cellular component: cytoplasm. The record is from RefSeq and is a predicted model, not a curated record.
UUCCCUCCUUUCUCCUUCUUUCCCUUCCUCCCUUCGCUCUCGGGUGGAGCUGCUCCUCUGCUGACAUCAGCCUAGAGAAAGGGACAAGCAGAAAACCCCUCCAGCUCCUGCUCCUUCCCUCUUGGAAGCUGCUUCCCUUUCCCCUCCUGCUGCUGGCCUGGGAACCCAGGGGGACCCUCAUGGAGAUUUUCCUCAAGUUAUGAAAGUAUGACAUCAUAAUCACCCUGGUAAUUAGAGCAUAUGAAGAUCAAUGGCAUUACACUGAUCUUCAGAGAAGAUGGCCUAUUAGAUAUUCAGGGAACGGCACAGAACUCAAAAUGGCAGCCCAGAGGAUUCGAGCUGCUAAUGCUAAUGGCCUCCCACGGUGCAAGUCUGAGGGGACACUGAUUGAUCUGAGUGAAGACUUUCCUGAAACCAGCUUUAGUUCUGUCAAAGUGCCUUCUCCUAGUGCCUUGAUGGUAGACAAUCCUACAUCAUUUGGAAAUGCAAAGGAAGUUGUAGCAAUCAAAGACUAUUGCCCAAACAACUUCACCACCUUGAAAUUCUCCAAGGGUGACCACCUUUAUGUCUUAGAUACCUCAGGAGGUGAGUGGUGGUAUGCUCACAAUACCACAGAGAUGGGCUACAUCCCAUCAUCCUAUGUCCAGCCUAUCAAUUACCGGAACUCUUCAUUGACAGACAGUGGAAUGAUAGACAAUCUUCUCGAAAGCUCUGAUGAAGGAGCCAAAGAACUUGAUCUCCUCGGAGACUGGACUGAGGCAAAAUGGAGCUUAGCCAAAAACAAUCCAUUCUUGAAUAACAAACAGAGUAACCCAUUUCUCAAUGGGAAUUUGCAGACAAUUCCCAACAGAGAAAAUGAAUCUUUCCUCCAUACUCCAGUGGAUUUGUUGCUCUUUGACACAGGAGUGCCUACAUUUACAGGGUCGAGCUCUGCAACAAACAGUAGUGUCGGUAACCAUCUUGAUGAGAUUCCAUCAAUGAAUGGAUUUGAUUUUGAGCAGCCAAGCAGACGGGACAAUCCUUUUUUCAGAAGCAAGCGCUCAUACAGUUUAUCAGAACUCUCAGUGCUUCAGGCAAAGUCAGAAAAUGUGGCAUCAUCAGGCUUAUUUUCUGGGCUGAAAUCUCCUACCCCAGAGCAAUUCCAGAGCAGGGAAGAUUUCAGAACUGCAUGGUUGAACCAUCGAAAGCUAGCAAGAUCAUGCCAUGACCUGGAUCUGCUGGGCCAGAACCCUGGCUGGGGUCAGACACAACCUGUGGAAACGAACAUAGUUUGCAAGCUGGAUAGCUCUGGGGGAGCAGUUCAGCUUCCGGAUACAAACAUUAAUAUUCGUAUUCCAGAAGGUCAUGUGGCUGCUGGAGAGACACAACAGAUCUCUAUGAAAGCUCUGUUAGAUCCACCUUUGGAGCUAAAUAGUGACAGGUGCAGCACCAUAAGCCCUGUGCUAGAGAUUAAGCUGAGCAACAUGGAAAUCCGAACCUCCAUUCUGCUAGAGAUGAAGAUUUCAGCAGAAGUGAAGAAUGACAUUGUGAGUAAGAGUUUAGUAGGGAUACAGUGUCUGCGGAGUGACAUGAAGGAAGGCCCAUAUACACCAGUGCAACUCAAACAGUGCUAUGGAGACACAAUCCAGGUUGAGCUGGAGAACUUGGAGCCUUGUAUGUACAUUGCAGCCGUGGCUCAAGGACAGAACAUUCUGUAUCCUUACACUGUCUGGGAACACAUCCUUAAAAAGGUUACUGUGGGUGUUUAUGGUCCAAAACACAUCCACCCUUCUUUUAAAACAGUAGUGGCCAUCUUUGGACAUGAUUGUGCCCCAAAGACUCUGCUAGUAAAUGAAGUUACACGCCAAGUACACUGUGUUGCACCUGUGGCACUGCAGUUGUGGGGUAAGCACCAGUUCAUCUUGGGGAGGCCUCAAGACCUAAAGCUUUGUAUGUUUUCAAACAUGAUGAAUUAUGAGGUGAGAGCCAGUGAACAGGCAAAAAUAGUGAGAGGCUUCCAAAUGAAGCUGGGAAAAAUCAGUCGCCUUAUCUUUCCCAUCAUAUCCCAUGACCCUAAUGAACUAUCUGACUUCACAUUGAGAGUACAGGUCAAGGAUGAAAAGGAUGCCAUCCUGACUCAGUUCUGUGUGCAAACACCCCAGCCUCCUCCCAAAAGUGCCAUCAGGUCAACUGGACAGAGAAGAUUCCUGAAGAAAAACGAGGUUGGCAAGAUCAUCUUGUCCCCUCUUGCAACUACCAGCAAAUACCCAGUUUUCCAGGAUCGGAUAGUGGGAAGCUUAAAAUAUGGCAAACUGCUGAAAACAGUGGUGAGGCAAAACAAGAAUCAUUACCUCUUGGAAUAUAAGAAAGGAGAUGCCAUCGCUUUGCUCAGUGAGGAGAAAAUUAAGUUGAAAGGCCAGCUCUGGACAAAAGAGUGGUAUAUUGGAUACUAUCAGGGUAAAAUUGGCCUUGUCCAUACCAAAAAUGUUUUAAUUGUUGGGAAAAUCAAGCCAAAUUAUUUCUCUGGGCCAGAGCUCACCACUAGCAUUUUGCUAGAGCAAAUCCUGCGGCCUUGUAAAUUUCUCACCUAUAUCUACGCGUCAGUAAGGACUUUGCUCAUGGAAAACAUUAGCAGCUGGCGGGCAUUUGCAGAUGCCCUGGGGUACAGCAACUUGCCUCUUGCUUUCUUCUGUCGAGCAGAGCUAGACAGCGAGCCGGAAUGUGUGGCUUCUGUGCUGGAGAAACUGAAAGAAGACUGCAAUAAUUCAGACAAUAAGGAUAGGAAAUCUUUCCAGAAGGAAUUGAUGUCAGCCUUACUGAAAAUGGACUGCCAGGGAUUGGUAGUCAGGCUCAUUCAGGAUUUUGUGCUUUUGACUACGGCAGUGGAAGUAGCCCAGCGGUGGAGAGAACUUGCAGAGAAACUGGCCAAGGUCUCCAAGCAACAAAUGGAUGCCUAUGAGGCUCCCCAUCGGGACAAGAAUGGAGCUGUAGAUAGUGAGGCAAUGUGGAAACCAGCGUAUGAUUUCAUGCUCACAUGGAGCAAUCAGAUGGGAGACAGUUACCGUGAUGUUACCCAAGAACUUCAUACUGGUCUUGAUAAGAUGAAGAAUCCUAUCACAAAACGUUGGAAGCAUCUUACAGGAACCCUAAUUUUAGUGAAUUCCUUGGAUAUACUACGGGCAGCUGCCUUUAGUCCACAAGAAGAACACGAUGAUUAUGCUAUCUGAUGAAGAGUUGUAAUUUCCUCAGAACACAUUGCUGUUUGUUUUUAUGCUUUUAACUAAUGGUGUGAGAAAGGGAGAACAGUUCUGACAUGCCAAAGUUAUGAGCAACGAUUGCUGGGCUCCAAGUGCAAACUCCUUAUUCUCGCCUCUACCCUUUGCUGAGGACACCCAAGACAGUAUUCUGUGCACAGUGUGAUUGACAGCUUUUCUUAAUUUGUACCAUUUAAAACUGAACUUUUUAAAGGCAUUUGCAAAUGUUGGACUGGAAAGUUGAAAUCACUUUGGGAAAAAGUUCCUCUUUUGAUGUAACAUAAAAAUGUUUUUUGUUUGUUUGUUUAAACACUUUGAAUCAUUAAUACGUAUUAAAAUGAAGCACAGUCUUAUAUCUCCUUACAAGGAUUUGGAUUUGUAAUGUGUGACUCAGAACUGUUGAUAGAUCAGUCAGUAUGUAAACUCCACCAACUGUUGUGAGCUUAUCAGUGUUAGUAACUCUCCCCCAUUAUGUAUAUCUUUUUGUAAAGGAGGAAAAUGCACACUUUUUUCAAUUUAGCUUACUUUUGUAAUGCAAAAUUUAGCACAAGAUGUCGCAUCUGUGGAAAAGGUGUGCUUCACUUUUGUCUGCUUCAGAUCCAAAAAAAUAACAGAAACAGUUUAAGGUUAUAGGACUUCCCCAUCGCUUUCCACAUUUAGGAGAAAUAAAUUUCAGUGGAUGCCAUACAUGGCAAAAGAUAACAUUUCAUGUCAUUUAACAUUUCAUUCUGUAUCAGCAGCUCCAUGGCCAUCUUUAGUGGUGUACAUUGUAUGGAUAUAUUUUAAAAUAUGGCAAGUGGGUGUUUUAUUGGUGGUUAUUAAUUGUGCCAUCACUGAGCUGAUGUAGAGACUUGGACUGAGGCAGUAAGCCAGCAUCUGGGUUGUACUACGUCAAGCUGUAAGCGAGCAGCUCACAAGAGUAAAUGCUCACUAGUCAGUUUUUAAAAAAGAAAGAAGGGAAGGGACUAUGAUGAAAAAACUUUCCAUCAUAUGACUCCUAAUUACAUCUUGAAGUAUUUACAGCCUAGAACACUGAUUUAUCGCCUAGCUUUCUGUCUGAUCUGAAAUCUACUUUGAUCAAUUAGAAAUGCUUCAUUUGGCAUUUUUUCUGCUGUAGUCAUGCUCCAAGUGUACAAUAUCUUGGCUUAUUUGCUAAUUCUAGACCAUUGGUAUUCACUGAUACUCACCAUACGUGUUGUAUGACAAGUAAUGCUGUCAUGGACAACCAAGAGAUGAAGCAGUAUCAUCUUGUGGCUUCAUAUUCUAGAUAACAGCUAUAAAAAAAUAAGUCUAGUUCUACUUGUACAUGAAAGUUUCAUGAAACCCUUUCAGUCUACCUCUUAACUCGAAGAUAUUUCAUGUGGGAAAGUUUGUUGGGGGGGGUAUUGUAUAGGUGAGUGUUUGCUUUUUGCACAAAAAUACCUUUUCAUAUUAAAAACAUUUAUUAAAUCUAAAAAAAUAAUGAGGUGCUUUUCAAAUAUUGUCUACUAAAGGGUUUCUUUUUUGGUCAAGAUUUGCAUAAGACCUUUUAGCAGUAUGGCUACUAUAAGUAACUUUUUAAACCUGUUUUUCUCAAAUGAAGGAAAUGUUCCUGCUUUGUUCAAGGUGACCUUUCAAACAACUUGGGGUUAUGCAACACAGUUUUCUUACUAGCAGUUCCAGAGUUUCAUCAAAGUAGAAUCUAACUAAGAAAAGCAUUUCUGUUGUUUGUAUUCAGGUUUAAUGUUCUGUGGGGGGGAGCAUCUGUUAUUUAUUUUAUCUUUUAAAGGAGCUCUUUUUAAAGGUGCUGCCACAUUUCUUUUUAUUUCUUUGUUCCCUCCCCCUUCUUUCCACCUUUUUAUUCUUUUAAAUAGUCCCUCAACUUACACUGUUAUCUGUAUUUGGUUGAAAGCACCUUAAUCUUAGGAUUUUGUUAAAAGAGUUGGGGAGCAGAUUCCUAUGCAAGUUUUCACACCACAGAUUUGAACUUGGUUAAGUUAGCAUAUUCUUUUCACAUGCUCAUGGAACAUUUAUUUUUCCAAAGUAUGUAAUCCCUCCCCCUCUCCUACAAGAUCAGGAUCUCCACAAGGUCUUCAAUAAGAUCUUUGGAGGUAGGAAAGAUGCAGAUUGGAGAUCCAGAGCAGAAGCAGGUUGGCGAUGGAGGCUUCCCUUUCACUGUGGUAUGUUCAGUACCUUGGAUGGUGGGCCAUGGGAAUCCGUGAUGUGCACUGUGUUGUAGGCAAACACUGAGCUGUUGAUGUCACAACAAGGAGAUCAGCAUCCAAGUUAGCCUUAUUCUGCACCUGGAUCUGUGCCAGCACUGUUUCUCCCUUUGGCAUCUGUGAGCUUGGCAUAGGGAUUACGGACUAUAGAUUCAAACGAAGAACUAGUUGGUAGCUUUAUUAUGAGGGCCAGGAUUUGAGCCAAAGCAAUGAGAUUUUAAUCAAUUUUAUAAAUAGAAUUUUAGAGCUAGAUGUUGGAGAAGGUUUCAUCUCCUGAAACUAGAUCAGGUCUUCCAUAAUAGAUUGGGGAGCGGAAGGAUGAAUUGGUUUGCCUUGUUCUUCUGCCAGUUUUGUCAAACUACCUCAGGUCUUGCAUGCCUUUUCAUGUUUUGACUUAAAGCCUAGAAGCUUCCCUAGAUGACUGCCACCAGACCACCACCAUCACAGAAUCACAGCAGCAGCUUUUCUAGAUUAGUCAAUGCAGUUGCUGCAUGAUCUCCCCAAGCCCCGUUUUGACUAAAAUAUCACCUCCCAGCACAUAGUUGGAGUGGUUUGUAUGUUCUGCCAAAUGCCUUUCACUCAAAGUAUGACCUUACAAGGUAAGCUUGCUUUGGAUUUUACAUUAAUGAACUGUACAAGUAGUCUGUUGUACAUUUUUUUAAAAAAAACGUGUCAAAAUUAUACAAUUAAAGCAGAUAUUUGAACACA